AUGGAUACAUUUGAAUCGCCAACAUCGUCAUCUUCAUCAUCUAAUAACAACAAUACGAAUAACAAUAACAAUAAUGCACACCGUAAUGCUUGGAAUAAUUAUCCUUCUGAAUGUUAUUCAACAGGUGUAGACUACUAUCGAUCGUAUGGAGGAGCGCCGUUUACGUCACUUCCCUGGAUGGAAUCAAGUAAAUAUACAGUCGGUAAUUGGCCAACUCAAACAUCAUCGACGUUUCCUUAUUCGUCUACCCAUCCCCAACCGCCACAUGCUCAUACGAAUUUCAUAUCAUCAACAAAUGCAACAUCGUCGUCGGCGGCUGUGGCAACAUUCGGUCAGACAUACUACCCUCCAACACCACCGAAAGAUCUUCCACAUGAUACAUUACUCGAUGCAUCCAGUAAACAACAACAACAGCAACAGCAACAGCAGCAGCAGCAACAACAACAACAAGAAUUACUCAAUAAUAAAAUCUACCAUUCACAGCAUCAUCCACAUCAGAAUCUUUUCCAGAAUACAACAUCACCAACAUCAAGUGCAGCUGCUGCGGCAGCAGCCUACCAUCAUCAUCAUAACUGGGGUCACGUUCUGAAAGACCCGUCAAUGUUUUGGUCAACUAUGAAAUCACCAACAGAUUCAACAGGAAAGCUUUCUAAUUCAAAUUCGAAAAAGAAACCUAGUCAAGCUGAAGGUCGCGAAUGUGUGAACUGUGGAGCUAAAGCUACACCUCUUUGGAGACGCGAUGGUAAUGGUAAUUAUCUAUGCAAUGCUUGUGGUCUUUAUCAUAAAAUGAAUGGACACAAUCGGCCAUUGAUUAAACCCAAACGGCGUUUAUCAACAGUUAAGAAAACAGGUGUUCAUUGUUCAAAUUGCAAUACAUGUACUACGACAUUAUGGCGACGAAAUGGUCAUGGAGAAAGUGUUUGUAAUGCAUGUGGCUUAUACUAUAAAUUGCAUAAGGUUAAUCGCCCAAUAACACUGAAAAAAGAGAACAUUCAAACACGGAAUCGCAAACCAAACACGAAACGCAGUGGUAAUGGAAGUUUACUUGCCAGUAGUUCAUCAUGCAGUAUGAAAGAUAAAGAUCCAUUCUCUUAUGGACUUUUAAUGAAGAAUGAACCAGCAUUAAAUGGUUAUCAUGCUCAAGCAGCCGCUGCAGCUAUGGCAGUUAACGGUGCAUCCACAUCAUCUUCACCAUCAUCAUCAGCUUAUCAUCAAUCUCAACAAGCAGCAUAUGCAGCUGCUGCCGCACUUCAUCCGUUGUUUUCCUCGUCCAUGCUCUCAUCGAUCGGGACAGCCACAACCACCACAGGAACAGCAACAGGUAUGUCAUCGUCAUCCUCAUCAUCAAAUUCUUCAUCUCCAAUCAAAUCAUCGUAUAUAUCAAGUCAACAGCAUCAUGUUGGUGUUUAUCCUCCGUACUUUUGA
This is a messenger RNA of Adineta ricciae, 1425 nucleotides long. The record is from the annotation of a GenBank genome assembly. NCBI's taxonomy places the organism in Eukaryota, Metazoa, Rotifera, Eurotatoria, Adinetida, Adinetidae.